AAACUGUCUGUUGCGAGAGACGACGGCAGCGGUGGCGCGGCGGCGGAGUCGAAGCGAUGGAUGGCAUAGUGCUGGACGAUGAGAUCCUUCAAAAGAUCUAUGCAUGGAUAGACGAAGUGCCCCUCUCGCGUCCCAAGAAGAACAUGGGGCGAGACUUUAGCGACGGAAUCCUGGCAGCAGAAGUGGUGGCGUUCUACUUUCCAAAGCUUGUGCAGAUGCACAACUACAGCUCGGCGAAUUCCGUGACUCAAAAGCAGUACAAUUGGGGCACACUCAACAGAAAGGUUCUCAAGCGCUUGGGGUUUCAAUUAACAAAGAGGGACAUUGAUGACAUCGUUCAAUGCAAGCCCGGUGCCGUGGAGGAGUUUCUCAGCAAGUUGCAAGUCAAGAUUGCCAACUACCGCCUUCGGCGCACGAGCUCCACAGACGUUGGGAACGACAAUGCAACGUCACCCGUGCGAGACCUUUCUGGCCAUACGAAGCACGGCGGCGACCACAUCAACGACGAUGACACGCCCCAGAGUGACCACAGCUCGGAGUUUGCACCAAAACGAUCAGAAGUUCGAGACGCCAAAACAAAGGACGACCACUCAGAUGAUUACCCUGGCAGUGCUGCCAGCUUCACUUCCAAGACAUCACAUAAAUCCUCUGUCGACCACUCGGACGUGCAGCUCGAACUCCAAGAAAAGACGAGUAUCAUCGACGAGCAGCGCGAAACGAUCCAGAUCUUGGAGCAAAAAAUUCAAAAGCUAGAGCAGCUGGUGCGACUCAAGGACGGCAAAAUCCAAACCCUCGUGGCCAAGCUGCGUACCCAAAAGUAGUAGUCGCAACGUAUAUAUAUAUUAUAUAUUACACGAGGAUUAGAAGGGUCCUCCUGAACUACUUAGUAUGGCAUCAGUCGGUUCAACUCCACGAUUGUAUGGCUUGUUCCAACGUGUGCCCUGGCUUUAGCAGCACGACCUUGAACUCGUCGUCGUGCUUUCGAUACCCAUACACGGCACCAUUUCCAAUCACGUUGUUUCGGGCGCCAGUGUCGUGCAAGACGAGGAAGUCCCCCCGUUCGACUUGCGGCAUGCUCACUUGUCGAAAGCGCACCGAGUCACUGUCGUUGUUGCUUGCACAGAAGCAAACUACUUCUUGGGUCAUAAGCUUGGCCGUGGAUGUCAACCCGUCCGAUCUACACAAUCGUUCACGUCAGAAAGC
Molecule: messenger RNA, 1203 nt
Organism: Aphanomyces astaci
Lineage: Eukaryota; Oomycota; Saprolegniomycetes; Saprolegniales; Verrucalvaceae
Exons: 5
Coding region: 57-821 (254 amino acids)
Biological process (GO): regulation of cytoskeleton organization
Cellular component (GO): axoneme
Molecular function (GO): microtubule binding
Source: RefSeq, a predicted model, not a curated record